CCCUCCCUCCUCCCUCCCUCCGCCGGCGGGGGCCACCCGCCCCGCCGGGCCAGUCGCCGCCGGCAGCCGCGGCGUAGCCCGGUGCGGUGCGUCCCGGUGAGCUACGGGACAUCCCAUCCCGGUACGGCUUAUCCCGGUACGGGAUAUCCCGAUGGGGGAGGAUUACCGGUGCCGUAACAACCAGUACAUCGAGAGCGGGCAGUCGGCGGUGCCCGGCUCGGUGCUGUUCGCCGCCGGGCUGCUGGGCAACGUGCUGGCUCUGCUUUUGCUGGGUCAGCACCGGAGGCGCUCCCGGUCCCCCGGUGGCCGCCCGCCGCGGGUCUCCGCUUUCUACGUGCUGGUAAGCGGACUGGCAGUCACCGAUCUGCUGGGCAAGUGCUUGCUCAGCCCCAUCGUGUUGGCAGCCUACGCCUACAACCGCAGCCUCAGCGAGCUGGGACCAGGAGGGCGCACGGAGGACGAGCCGGGUGUCCUCUGCCAGCUCUUUGCCUUCCUCAUGGCCUUCUUCGGGCUGGCUCCCACCCUGCUGCUGCUUGCCAUGGCGCUGGAGUGUUGGCUUUCCCUGGGGCAUCCCUACUUCUACCGACGGCAUCUCACCCGGCGGCUGGGUGCCGUGUUGGGGCUGGUGGCGGCGGGGCUCUGUGCCCUUUUCUGUGCCCUGCCGCUUCUGGGCUUCGGGGUGCCCAUGCAGUACUGCCCCGGGACGUGGUGCUUCAUCCGCAUGGCCGGUGACGGGCCGCGCGACCUCGGCUUCCCCGUCCUCUACGCCAGCUUGAUGGGCCUGUUGGUGUUGGCCAUCGGCGCCUGCAACGUGAGCAGCAUGAAGCACCUUUACUGCAUGGCGCGGCGGCAGCCCCACCGUGGCCCCCCUGCCACCGCUGCCCCUCGCAUGGAGGAGCUCGACCACCUCAUCCUGCUGGGGCUCAUGACCGUCCUCUUCACCAUCUGCUCCGUUCCACUCAUUAUCCGGGUAUAUGUGGGGGCAUUUGCUGCCGAUUUCAAUGAGAACGCUGACCUCAGUGCCCUGCGGUUUCUCUCUGUGAACUCCAUCGUGGACCCCUGGGUCUUCAUCAUCUUCCGCACCUCCGUCUUCCGUAUGUUCGUCCGCAGGCUUUGCCGGCGGCUGAAUUCCCGGAAAGCCACCCUGAAAGGACCUGGCCCGGGAAGGGAUGGCCAGUUCUGCUCCCUGGGCUGGCGCAGGACAGACACCCCACAGCUUAGUUUCUCCUGAGCGUGUGGGUCUUGCAGAAGCUGGCAGCUGCUGGUGAGGAUGAGGAGUGAGCCUUCAGCCCCGCAUCCCCACUCCGGAGCAUCUCGGGGCAGCACGAGGAUGUCGCAAGUGGGGACGGUGUCCGGCUUGCAGUGAGGGGCGGGCACGAAGCGUUUCUGCCCCCUCCCUGGGGAUGCAUUUUGCCCCAGAGAAGAACCAGGGGAGCUCCCCGGAACCUGUGAAUACUUUCAAGCAGCAGCACUUUGUGGAGGGUUUUGGGAGCGCCUGGCUCCAGGAAAGCAGGAUGGUUUUGGCAUGUGGUUUCAGGGCAGCAGGGACGCACAGGGAGGAGAGUUGUGUGUGUCCCCAUUAAAUAAAAGUGGUUUGGAGCCCUGCUCCAUCGCCUUGUCCUGUGCGUGAUCCCCUCCCACGCCAUGGGAGGCUAUCUGGGGCUGGUUUGGGGUGUCCCCAGCCUGGGCGAGGGGGUGUGAGGGAGCCUUUGGGGUUGUGGAGACGCAGAAACUUGAGCAGCGGCUCAUGGCCACACCAAGGAGCCGCAGGUCUGGUGGGGUCCCUUCUUGGGAUACCCAUCAUCUCUCCCCAGCACAUCCAUCAUCCCUCCCUGGGAUGCCCAUCGUCCCUCCCGUAACCCUGUAUUCCCUGAGCAAGGCUGUGGUGUCUCCGCAGCAGCUUGCUUUUCUCUUGCACAUUGAUUCCUCUAAGUGGUAAUGUUGCAUUUUUGUUACUGAGAUGGCUUCCUGUCCGGCUAUAAUUAUUUUAAUUUGGUAUUUAUGAUGAUCCUGAGCCCUAAUAAGAGCAGUAAUUGAGAGAAUACAGAGCCUGGGAUGUAUAACCUCACUGUGCAAGCAAGUAAGCAAACAAUCAUUUUAAUGAAAAAUCCAUUUCCCCUCAACCACAUGGAUUAACUGAAUUUAAUAUCUGCCUCAGGUGACCAUUUAGGCCAAAAAAAUGAUGAUGGCCAAAGUCCCCAUCUGCCUAGUGUCCUUGGAGGAGACAGGGCAAAUAUUUAUCUUCCUCAAUUUAUGUAAGCCUUGCAAGGUAUGGUCAUGCUUCUGCCAGUUCUCACGUGAUAUUUACUCUUGGUGUCAAAUGGAUUCUGUUUUGAAGGAAGAAACUAAUGGAAAUCUAUCUUGGUGCUUUCUGGAGGUGACCUGGUUGGGCUGGCUCUGGCUGUUUGACCAGCCACACUCUCCUGGCUGGAGAAAAGGGUAGACCGGUAUUUGGGGAUGUAUUUGGGGGACCUGCAAGCUCCCUGCUUGGUGCCUCUCAUCAGAGUUUUCUAAGGAGAAAGAAAUUAAAUGAGCGCUGGUCCACCUAUCGGUUUCAUGUUACUGGCACAUUACUUGGAGAUGGCUCACGUGGGACCACAGAGUCAACAGCCUGAGCCUGCGCUGUGGCUUUCACCUUCACCGGACGUGUUUCACCACAGCAGGAUGAAGGUCAGGUGAGAUAGCAGCUCUGCAAAAUCUUGCUGUUGUCCCACCUGGCAUGGUAUCUCCUCCACCCCAUGGAUCCACGCACCGCUCGGGGCAGACAGACCAGGCAUGGCCAGGCUAGGAGCGUGCAGCAACGUGAGCCGUGGGUGCUCGGUCUGUGCCCAGGCUGGGACAGGCUAUCAUCUGCCCAUGACCCCAGCGAGGAUUAACUCCUGAGGAGCUACCCAGGAGAGGUCCCUGCCCCACAAUAUGUGUAUUUAGAGCCCAGGGCAACUGUGCUCCACGGAAAGCAGCCAUUAAAUUUAAAAAACCACCCAGGUUCUUUAUUAAGGUGCAUGAAUACAGACUCCAUCUGAGCGCUGAGAUGAUGAGCACACCGUUGUGUCUGACCCCUCCAUGAGUUUAUCAUCAGAGGAAAGAAAUCAUGGAGUCACCAAGAGCAGUGGGGGUUUGCAGGCUGCUGGGGUAACCCCUGCUGUCCCUGCAUCAUCCCCACUCCCCUGCUGGGCCUGUGCACAUCCCGGUGACCUUGACACGCUCAUCUGGCUUUGAUGGUGCUUUUAAUCUGUGUUGUGCCCUUCCUGGUGUCCUACCUGCUCUGGGAGCAGACUUAGAGUCUCCAGUCGGCCACCGCUGCCUCUGGGUGGACUGAGCUCUGGCUGCAGCGAACAAGCUUUGCACCUGCUGCUGAAUGCCAGGCUGCCCUCCGAGUAGAUAAAUCACUCCUUGGUGUGUUCCUGGGGCCUGGGACUGCCGUAUCACGGUCCUCUCCAGAGAUGGCAGCACGUCCCCAGCCAGGGCUGGGCACCGAGCUGGCCUGAGCAUGCUGGGUACAACAGCUGCAAGGAAGGGACUGCCACUCUCCACCCCAAAUUGCUCCCUUGGACAAUCCACUUUUUAAUGGCCAAACACAUAUGGUUUGGGGCUUCAGGAGUCACAUCAAAGCUCAGAGCCCCUUCCUAUUACUGAGCUUGGAAAAAAAAUGAAAAUAAAAUGAAAAUAAAAUUAAAAUUAAACGAAAAAAA
Molecule: messenger RNA, 3692 nt
Organism: Phalacrocorax carbo (great cormorant)
Lineage: Eukaryota; Metazoa; Chordata; Aves; Suliformes; Phalacrocoracidae
Source: RefSeq, a predicted model, not a curated record